This is a messenger RNA of Cyanidioschyzon merolae strain 10D, 765 nucleotides long. RefSeq names its product similar to thiamine biosynthesis lipoprotein apbE. The transcript has a single exon. The record is from RefSeq and is a predicted model, not a curated record. Bases 1 to 765 code for a protein of 254 amino acids. Gene Ontology annotation, biological process: protein flavinylation. Lineage: Eukaryota; Rhodophyta; Bangiophyceae; Cyanidiales; Cyanidiaceae.
AUGGGUUGUCUCUUCUCAGUACCGGAAGGCGGAUAUCUCGAAGUUAACGAAGAGCGCUCUGCCGGCGCCUAUGAUUCGUUGUCCACCGCGUCUGGCAUUGAUGACUUGCACGAUGAGCGUCAGCCCAAGGCAGCGUAUAGUAUGGAGGAUUCCUCAGCGGACCUCGUUGCGGAAGAUGGCGCAGCGGUGCACCAGGAGGUGCUUAACGCCCACGAUGACGCCUGGUGUCGGUUCGAUGCUACAUCAGAUGCCACGAACGAGGGAGCGGCGGCGGGCGGCAUCGGCGCGCCCCCGUCGCCGCUCGAUCUAUCGCUCGAUUCCGUUGUCCAGCAAGCUUACCAAGAUCGCGUGCUUGUCGUGUUUUCAGGCAAGGCGUUCGGAAUCGCAUUGCAACUUCAGAUGCACUGGGCGGCUUUGGGUGCAUCGUCCGCUGCACCCGAAUGCGUGAUGGACGCUUGCGUUCCCGAGUCGCUCUUACGCGCAGUGCACGCGUGCUUGCGCGCCCACAUGCACGCUUGCGAACGCAUCGCGAAUCGGUGGAAUCCCGACUCGGAGCUGAGCGCAGCGUGCAGCAGCGCGCAUCCGAAAAAGGCUGUCGAAGUUGGUACAAUUUUGUACGCAUUGUUGGCAGAGGCGCAUCGUUUGCAUCGGGUCACUGGUGGGCGUUUCGAUCCGACAUGCGGUGCGCUGUGGCGUGGUUUCAGGGCGACGCUGCGCAGCAGUGCUCUGCAGCGCCCCCCCCAAGGAAGAGCGUUUUCAACUUGA